CAGAUUCUCACGCGUACAGAGAAAACCAGAACAGGGGAAUUCAAUUACCUCCUGCGAAUGCUUUUUAUUUCCUUCGCUGCUUCAAUUCUUUCUACCCAGGACUAUAAAACCUAGAGAGAGAAAGUAGAGGAGAGAGAGAGCUUCCACAUGGCGGAAAAACCCCAACCAGUUCAAGUCCUGUACUGCCCUGUGUGUUCUCUACCCGCCGAGUACUGUGAAUUCGGACCCGAUUUCGAAAAAUGCAAGCCCUGGUUGAUCAACAACGCCCCCGAACUCUACCCCGAUCUCCUCAAAGGGGCAAUUGGCAAAGAAGCUGACAAGGUUUCAGAACGGCUAAAAUCAGUUGGAAUCUCUUCUGUUGGUCGUGAUAGAGCAGCUCCUUCUGGGGAAUCUUCAUCUAAGCAAGAAGAAGUGAAACGUCUCCCUGGUGGAAAGGUAAAGAAGAAGGACAAGCAAGAAGUUGUUAUUGAAAAGCUGGUACGUAACAAGCGCAAAUGUAUCACCACUGUGAAAGGACUAGACCUCUUUGGGAUCAAACUUAGUGAUGCUUCUAAAAAGCUUGGGAAGAAGUUUGCUUCUGGAGCAUCUAUUGUUAAGGGGCCAACUGAGAAGGAGCAAAUCGACGUUCAAGGAGACAUUGCCUAUGAUAUCGUGGAGUUCAUUACAGAAACCUGGCCCGAUGUCCCAGAAACUGCUAUAUACUUUAUCGAGGGUGGAAAAAAGGUUCCCGCUGUUUAACGGCUUGCAAUAUUUUGGUGAUGAUUUUGAAUAUAUGUCACUCAGUAUCAGCACCCAGAUGAAGCUAUUGCCAUGUUGAAAAUCAUAGAGAGCCUCCUGCUAGCUCCGAUGAUUCUCGUACCCUAAUUACAACUGUUAAAAUUUAAAGAAGCCAUUAUAGUUAUUAGGUUUUCAAAGAGUAAUCUAUAAUCAAGUGAGAUAUCUCUUGCUCUACUGGGCUUAUGUUUGGAUACAGUAUCCUUUUGCAGAGAAAGCUUUAUACAGGUUUUUGCUUUCGAACUAUUUAUUUUAAUGCUUUUUGGAUGAAUUUGUGAUUUCACAUGAAGACACAGCUUAAUCAAGCACCUCAGCUUGCAGAUUUUAUUUUUCAUACAGAAACUGUGAUUGAUGUACUCUUUUGUGAAUCAAUUGCUGCUUUGGUUUAGGCCUUUUCAGUGUAA
Messenger RNA from Cornus florida, 1178 nucleotides. RefSeq names its product translation machinery-associated protein 22-like. Gene Ontology annotation, biological process: translation reinitiation; formation of translation preinitiation complex. NCBI's taxonomy places the organism in Eukaryota, Viridiplantae, Streptophyta, Magnoliopsida, Cornales, Cornaceae. The record is from RefSeq and is a predicted model, not a curated record. Bases 148 to 738 code for a protein of 196 amino acids. The transcript is spliced from 7 exons. Gene Ontology annotation, molecular function: translation initiation factor activity; mRNA binding.